This is a messenger RNA of Rotaria sp. Silwood2, 6792 nucleotides long. NCBI's taxonomy places the organism in Eukaryota, Metazoa, Rotifera, Eurotatoria, Philodinida, Philodinidae. The record is from the annotation of a GenBank genome assembly.
AUGGAAACCGUAGCGUCAAUAUUCACAGCAAUGGAUAAUAUUAUUCAACGAGCAAAUGAGGUGAAAGUAUGUCAAGAUCAUGUGCAACUGAUAAUAAAUAGUUUAACUCAUCUUCGACGUGGAUUGAAUGACUUAGUUACACCAUUAGAUGAAAGUCAUUCACAAGAAGAUCUUGCACAAAUACUAAAAGCUAUCAAUGAAGUUAUUACUAGUUGUAGUGAAAAUGAAAAUUAUCUUAAUGGAGUCACUUAUCAAGAUCUCGAAUCUGUACUGCUUCGUCUUCAUUCUCGACUAGUUCAACACGAAGCUAAUAUAACAGGUGACUAUGAAACGAAAGUCCAAAUACUUAGCAACGCGUGCCAAAAGCAGCAGCUUCUUCGUCAAGAGUCUUUUGAUGAGACGAUGAGGCAAAAAUUAGAAGCUAUUGAGCAAUGUACUAAGAAAAACAUCAUAGAGAAACUUCGUCUCUUACGUGAAAAACAUCUCAAAACGAUCGAAUCCUAUCUUCGUACUUCUAUUGAAUUGCAUAAAAGUGAAUCUCCUACUGGUCUCACUGGUGAUAUUGUUGCUAAAGUUACUCAUAAUUCCUAUCAAAUCUCUUACAAAGAACGAAUGACAUUAGAACAUAAAUGGCGAUCAUGUAAACUUCCUCUUUCACGUACAUUCAUUCAACUCAUACCUGAUAAAUCUACAUCAUUCGAAAGAAAUGAAUUACAACGAUUGCUAAUGGAAAAUGAAACCAAUAUAUUACACGAUACACACAGUAGAAAAGAAAUAUCUAAAGGAAUAUGGAAACGACUAGUAUCAACUCCCUACAUGAUAUCAAUGGUUGAAAAAGAUCCCUAUUCGAAAGAAGACAAUGUCACUCUAGAAAAUAUAAUUCGAUCGAAACGUUGGAUUGUUAUUUUGGGUGAUCCAGGAAGUGGAAAAACAAGUUUUGCUCGAUGGCUCGUUCAUCAUCUUGCUCAGACGCUACUUCUCAAUGGACCAGAUUCAACUGAUUAUGGUCCUCUUCGUAUACCAAUUCUAAUUCGUAUUGGUGAAUUUGCCGAAAUAUUGAAAGAACAACCAUCACUUAAUUUAUUUGAUUAUAUUGGAAAACAUAAAUGGACGGGCAAAUCAAUAGUUGAUGACUUAUCGAUUUCUUCUGAUAAUGUAUCAAAUGCUCUUCAAGAUUAUAUUAAACAAGGUCAAGCUUUAAUUAUACUUGAUGGCCUUAAUGAAAUUCCCAUGUCAAAUCAACGUUUAAAAAUCAUUAAUAUUGUUGAAAACUUUGUUGAUACUUAUGUUCAGACACCCACAGAUAUUUCUAUAUUUGACAAUGUAUAUUUGAACAAGUUAUUUGAUGAUCCAUCUCGAUUAGGAGGUAAUCAAUUGAUCAUUACAAGUCGUAUAGCCAGUUAUCAUGCUGCUCCAUUAACUGGUCAAUUUGCUCAUUACACAAUUAAACCCAUGAAUAUAGAACAUAUUAAAGAUUUUGUUGAUUAUUGGUUUUUUCGUGUGCAUCAACGUGUAAUUGAAAGUUUAGGUCUUCCAUUAGUUAAUCAAGGAGAGAUUCAUAGUGAAGCGCUGAAGAAAGAAUUAGAAACAACUAAAAAUGUUGCUCUUCUUGAUAUGGCUUCAAAUUCUGGUUUACUAUCAUCUAUUUGUACCAUAUGUUUUAGUCAAUUAAAUGGUUCAUCUUUACCUACUCAACGGAUUCUUCUAUAUGAAUUAGUUAUCAAAUCAGUCUUAAAUUUAUGUCAUAGUACAAUACCAACUAUUGACACACCAAAAUUGAUUCGAAUUCUGACUGAUAUUGCUUAUUAUAUUCAUCAAAAUUCAACAUCGAAUUGUAUUGACAAGGAAGAAAUAAAAGAAAUCUGUGUUCAAACAAUCCAAGCUUCCAUAAAUAAAACAUUACUAACGACAGAAGACAUGUAUGAUAUUGAAAGACAGGCAUCUGAAAUGGCACAAGUUAUUCGUGAUGAUGUUGGUAUAUUAACUUAUCGAGGUGAAUCACUCUAUGGUUUUCUUCAUUCAAUAUUUCAAGAAUACUUUACUUGCUUGAAACUCAUUGAGGUAGAUAAACCUAGACAAAGGAGAUUGACUACUGAUGAAUUGGAUCGAAACAAAAAAAUUCAACUUAUCGCUCAAUUAUUAUGUCGUCACACAGCUGAUCUACGAUUUCGAGUACCAAUUACACUUGCUUUCGGAAAAAUUAGUUCUUCUUGGCCUCAAAAUGAUUUUAACGAUCUCUGUCACGAAUUUAUACAUGCUCAAGACAAAGAUUAUUCUCUGCUACCACUUGGUGCUUAUAUAUUAAUUAAUUGUGUCAAUGAUUUUGUUAAUUAUCCUUCAAAUGAUAUUUUGUUCAAUGCUUUAGAUCGUUUAAUAAUCGCAGCUAGUCAACAUAAAUGGUCGAUUGUUUGUCCGUUUCUAUUCGAUCAAAUUACAAAUACAUUGAGAAAAUAUCCACAUGACAUUAUUUCAUUAUGGAUUAAUAAAUUAUUAUCUCAAUCUUCUCGACAUGAUAUUCAAAUAAUAUUGACUCUUUGUCAUCUCAUCGAAGGAAAACCUCAUGAAUUUAAAAAUAUUGAAUGGUUAGAUCAAUCAUCUUGUUCAAUACUUCAAUCCUUGUCAAUAUUUGAUAAUGAAAAUAAUGAAUUUGCUAUUGAUAGACUAUUAGUUAAAAUUGCUUUCUCAAAUCAUCAAUUAUUGCCUUCCAAUUCAAAUACUUUCAAAGAAUUCUUACUUGAUAAAAAUAUCGAAAUGACUUCAAUUCCUAUGGUCCUCUUUCCUUUAAUCAUUGCUUUAUAUGGUGGCUUAAAACGAGAUGAUCAAACUGUUGUCUUCAAUCCGUCUCAUAUUCAUCGAGAAUCAACUGCAUUAACACCGAUUUUAAUAAAUUUCUUUUCCAGAAAAGGUCAUGAAAAACAAGAUCAAGGUUUAAAAAAAUUAAAACAAGAAUGUAUAAAAUCGUUCGCAAUGAGAAUGGAAAAUCAUGAUGAAUCUUCAGAAGCAGUUGAUUUGUGCAUUGCAACAAUAUGCUUUUAUAAUAUUGAUUAUGUACAAGAUAAUUUGAAAAUAAUUUCCAAUUCUCUUUUACGUAUGAGUAUGAAUAGAUUAAAAUAUAUUUCAAUGAUCUUACGUCAAUUUUAUUUUACCGCUGAUGACAAUGAUCGAUCUAUGGAAAAUGAAACCACAAAAUUUAUUUCAACUAUUAUCGAAAAAUUUCAGUAUGUUGAAUCAGCAAGAAGUAAUUUUCUGGAUUUGUUAGAUUCAUUGAGAAGUAGUGUAGCUCGCUUGCGAUGUUCUUCAACAUCAAUUUUGUUGGAAGGAGAAUCAAGACCUGAUAAACGAGUAACAUUACAUUUACCUAAUUCUCUUCGACAAGAAGGUAAGUUGCUCAAUGGUCUUUUAUCCACAGAUGUACAAUUUUAUUCCGAUCGAAAAUCUUGCUCAAUACUUCAUCAUUUCACCAAACUUUUCUGGCCAUUAGAACAUAAUGAUGAGCUCGAUACACAAUACAGAAUGGCAGUUGCUCUGAAUGAAAUACCAGAAUAUUUACACUUUCGCAAUGAUGAAGAUAUUUUAUUUCCAUUAACAUUUGUUCCUUCACAUUUACGAAAUUUGUAUGUUCGAUUGUUGAAAGGAAAAUUUAUUAUGAUCAAUUCAAAAGACUCUAUACUCAAUAAUAGACAACAUCUUUAUUUUGGUCACAUUUUAAUAGAAUGUUUGAUAUUUUUAUCAAAUGCAUCAUGUAAGAGAUUGUCUAUUCAAGGCGCCUUAAUCACACUGUUACCUUGGCUUCGAAUGCAGCAAUUGGAAAACUUUGGCAGUAGUCUUUUGUGGAAGUUAUCUAUAAAAGAUUCUGAUGCUUUGGGCAAUUUUGAAAUACAAAAACAACGUUCAAUGAAUUAUGAAACUGGUCAAUAUACAGAUACAGAUGAGAAUCCUUUUUAUGGAACUGAUCUAAUAGAGGAACAGCAAAAAACAAUAAUCCGAGAUAAUACUGAACAAGAAUAUGAAAGACUUCAAAAUGCUUCAAUUGAAAAUGAUAAAUCAAAUAUAAAACUUUAUUCUGCAUCAAUCUCUUUGGCACAUGUUUGUCAUUGGACUGAAGAAGAAAGAAAAUUAUCUUUAUUAGAACAGAGUAUAUAUGGAGCUAUGUUAAUUCAGAACAAACUUGCUCGUCUUGAUGCAUUAUGUGUAAUUGCUUUUUACUCUUAUUCCGAUUAUGAUCGAAUUAAAGUAGGUGGAAAUAGAUCUUUACAAAAAGAAAUUGACCAUCAGUUCAAUGAAAUUUAUCCAAAUCUACCUCUUCUAUUACAAACAGCUAUUUUCAUUCGAUGUUUACCUUUACUACAACAUUCACAAGCGAUUGAUGAUUGUCUUCAAAAUCUCUUUGAUAAAUUUGCCGAUACAGAUCUACGAGAUCAACAAGCAGUCAUUGAAGCAUUGUUACCAUAUAUGCAAUUAAACUAUACUUUUUCGUCGAUUACAAAUUGUUUCUCACAUAGUUUACAAGACCAGAACAGAACAAUAAAUAAUAAAUCUUCUUUGUUGAAGAAAUAUUUUAAUAUUGAUCCACAUGAAAAUUUAUCUUUUUCAUUAUUUAUUUGUAAUUUAUAUCUUAUGGAAUUAGCUAAGGAUUUUCACGAAUGUAUUAAAAUGGAUAAUCGUCAAUAUAUCAUUGAUGAAUCAAUUACAACAAAGUUGUUUCAAUUUGAAAAUUGUAUCCUGACAGAAGCACAAGCAUUAGCAAUAACUAAUAUUUUUUCAUUCAAUUCAUUAACAGAUCAAUCUAAGCAGUUAGACAAACUUCGAAUUAUUUUAAGCAAUGCUCUUCAUCGUAUGAAUUGGAUAGAAUUUAAAGCAUGUCGUUUGUUAGAAUCGUGGCUAAAAUGGAAAGAUUCAAAUGAAUUAUCUUCAUUUGCGUAUCAUGCUGCACUUCUUCUAAUUAAUUCUGAUUUAUGGUCUGUCGAAGCUACAACAAUUGUAUGUGAUAUUUUAUGUAGUGACAAUGAUCGUUUUCGUCAGAGAGCUGAAAUUAUGUUACGAUCAUCAAGUGACAAUAAUGUUCGAACUAGUUCGAAAUUGGGUAUUGAUAUUUUAUUAGCUUUAGUUAAGAAAAAAGUUCAUUAUCAAUUAACUUCAGCAUCGGCCAAACUUACGUUAAAUAGAUUACUCGGAAGUAUAAUUCUAGAUAUUCAAUCUCAUCUAGAAACAUUACUUUGGCUUGAAAGAUAUAGAAUUCAUGCCUUAACUAAUAAAGAAUAUUCCUUCAAUACAUCAAGAUCGAGAAGAAAUACUUAUAUAACUUCGUUUUUUUCAACCGACGUAGCAAUAGAUGCAUGUUCCUAUGUUAAUAUGUUCCAAAUGUCUGGUGAUGUGAUAAUAUAUAUGUGUGAUAUGAUUGCAUCGAAUUUAUUUUCAUUCUGGGAAAUUGAUGGAGAUACAACAUCAAAUGCGGUUAAUGAAAGUCAUACUCGAUUUGUUGUUUCAGUAGUUUCGACUUUACAUAAUUUACUGAACAAUACUAGUGAAACACGACAAGUAGCAGUUGAUGCUCUUACGAAUUUAUUCGAAAUAUCUGACAACAAUGAAAUUCGUCAAGCAGUAGCAUAUUCUCUUGGUUAUGUAUGUAAUGAACAAACAUAUAAAGGUUUGCUUGAAAAAAUUAUAUUGGUAAGGAGCAGCUUAUGUCAAGAGACUUCUACCUAUUCUAAUAAUGUUUUGAGUGCACUAAUAUCAAGUUAUUCCUAUUGUGUAUCUAUAAAUAAGAUCGCAUUUGAUCAAGAUGAUUUAGAUUUAUUUUCUACUAUGCUACAACAUCACUCACAGGAUAUUUCAAAAGCUGUUCGUACUGGAUUUGGGCGUGUUCUGCAAGAUACGUCAUUUCUAUUUGCAAUGCUUCGCUUUGAUUAUAUUCAAUGUUAUCAUGCAUUGAUCGAAUCGACUGCAUGCUUAUAUCUUUACGAUGUUCAACAAAAUAGUGAAAAUGCUACUGCAAAGUUUAUUGAAGAACAUCCCACUGUUUUGCCAAUCUUUAUCGUCGAGUUAUAUAAUAGUAUUCGACAAUUUACUACUAAAGUAUCACCUAUGGGAGAUACAGAUUAUGAAUUAGCUUACGGAUAUCCUCAAUAUGUGAAAAUCGCUAGUUUAAUCGCUAUACAAAUGCCGACAGAAUUUUGUGCUUUUAUCAAAGAUUGGCGCGAUGGAGAUAAUUUAAAACGUGCAUUGUUUUAUACUAGUAAACAACAUAAUUUUCCACAACGUGCUGCUUGUUUAACUAUUCUAUCAAUAUUAGGCGAGUUGACAGUCGAGUUAUGUGAGAUGUUCAUUGAAGCUGUACACGACGAUCCAUAUAUUCAGAAUAAUUGUUAUAAAUGCAUAACACGUAUUAAUUCUAUUAAAGAUGAAAAUGUUGUUUUAAAUUUUUUAUUUUCUUAUUUGAAAUCAAAGUCAAUGAAUGUUCGAUAUAUUACAGCUAAAAUACUUCUUCAUCUUUCUCAAUCAUCUCUUAUUUCAUCUAAACAAGUUGACACAAUAUUGAAUGAUCUUAUGUUAGAUCCGAAUUCAAAUGAAGAUCUAUGGUUAAUUGAAGAGAAAGAUGUUUUAUUGACAAAAUGUGAAUAUUACUAUGCUGGUCCAUUGAAAGAUGUUAUUUAUUCACUUUUGAUUCAAAAUGUAACUGGAGAUAAAAAUGAUAAUAUUCGAAGAAAUGAAUACAAUGAUAUUGAUUUGAAUUUCAUUGAAUCUGAAAAAGUAUCCCGUUUCGCUUCAUGUCUAUAUGAGGCAAGAACUUAA